AUGUUUUUGAACAAAAAAGAUGUUCAGUGGAAUCGGAACGAACAUACAAGAUCGGCCUGCAAUAAUGCAUAUGGAUAUAUACCGAAUACUCAUGCACAUUAUAUUCGAUGUGAUAUUAAAACACCUCCAAAUAUUCUUGCUAAGUUAAUGUUUGAUGUAUGGAAAGUUAAAGACCCACAAUUAAUAAUGUGCAUUAUUGGAGGAGCUAAAUAUUUUAAAUUAAAUGAACGACUUGAAAGAGAAUUUCUGAAAGGUAUUAUUCAAGCUGCAUUGAGAGCAGGUAAAGAAAAAAAAGUUUGUAAAGAUAAAAUCUAUUUGAUUUAUUUUCAAGAUGGUUGGAUUAUAACAACAGGAUUUAAAACAGGUGUUGUACAACUUGUUGGUGAUGCUAUCCAUGAUCAUAGAUCAAAAAAAUCAACUAAUUUGAUUCAAGAUACAACAGUGGAUACCUCAAAGAGAACAAAAGGUGAACAAGAUCUUGAACCGAAUCAUACGCAUUUUUUAUUACUUGAUGAUGGAAUUUAUUAUGGAUAUGAUAUUGGAGAUUAUCGAACAAAAUUUGUUCUCGAAUCUUCACAUUAUAAGAAAUCAGAUAAUGGAGAAAAUGGUACUUUUACAGUAGCCACAAGAACUUUAGCCUCCAAGUAA
Messenger RNA from Rotaria sp. Silwood2, 648 nucleotides. The record is from the annotation of a GenBank genome assembly. Lineage: Eukaryota; Metazoa; Rotifera; Eurotatoria; Philodinida; Philodinidae.